Molecule: messenger RNA, 1616 nt
Organism: Venturia canescens
Lineage: Eukaryota; Metazoa; Arthropoda; Insecta; Hymenoptera; Ichneumonidae
Gene: Mul1
Product: Mitochondrial E3 ubiquitin protein ligase 1
Exons: 5
Coding region: 231-1259 (342 amino acids)
Biological process (GO): organelle organization; protein ubiquitination
Molecular function (GO): ubiquitin-protein transferase activity
Source: RefSeq, a predicted model, not a curated record
UUCGUGUUCAGAGGUUCCAUGGAGAACCGAAAUUGCGAAAAUUCAUAAAAAUCGAACCUUUUCAGUGUCAAGUGUUGAAAAAAAGAAAAAUUCGAUUUGUUUAUUAAUAUUAGCCCAAAAAUGUAUUGUUGAAAGAUUUUUGUGUCAUAAUAAAACUCGCGGCAGGAUGACAAGAAACUUUGUCGUGAAUUACAACUGCAAAUUUCUAAACAUAACCUAACGUACAAAAAAUGGAUUAUCUUGGUGAGAUAAUAGCGCUCGGAAUUGACAGCAUCAUUUUUGGCAUUUGCCUCAAACAAUAUUAUCACUGCAAAAAUGCUGUUACGUCGAUCAAGGGAGCAGAGUACCAUGACAUUGGACCCAAUUUGUUUUCAAGCUUAAACUACGAUCCGGAUGGAAAACUCUCUUACGUUGUUAUCCGAGGUCUGGUUACACCUCUUGGUAAACCUUUCCGGAGUAUUAACAACGAUGCGGUUACAGGAGUCAUCCAAAAGCUCAGUGUUAAAGAGCACGUUGUUGCCAGGACAACAGCAGGCUUUUGGUCCGAUCAGGAAAACACGAUGCAGGAAAUCUACAACAGCAUGCCUUUUGCACUGCGAAGAGGGCAAUACAAAGUAGAGGUCCACGAUGCAGUUUCUGCUGAAAUUCUAGAUAUGGAUGUCAUAAAAGAUGAAUUCACACCAAGCGUCCCUUCGAUCAAGGACUACUUGUGGGGAUUCUUCACUGGGGUACGCCAGAGAGGUCUUCAGUCGACGGAACAAAUGCUUCGAGAAGACACUGUGAUCACAGGAAUUGGUGAACUUGCUAGAGACUCAACGAAUCCGCAUUCUUUAAUCCUGCAGCCACCGGCGGAUGGCACGCCUUUUUACCUCACGACAAUGUCGGUUGGAUCGCUACUUAGAAAAUUGGAUGAAAGGCGUAAAACUUACAGAUGGCUGUGCCUCGUUUUUGGCGCUAUUGGAGUACUCAUUGGUGGAAUAGUCGUAAGACGUUAUUUGAAAGACAGAGAGGAACAAAGAUUAGCUGAUGAAUUGCAACAAGCGUUGGAAGAGACUCGAAGGACCCGAAGACGGAGAGUGCGAGAGAAAGAUCUUCGGGAGGAACAAUUAUGCGUCGUUUGUCGAACAAAUCCAAGAGAAAUAAUUCUCUUGCCAUGCGGCCACGUUUGCCUUUGCGAGGAUUGUGCAGACGACAUCACUUCCGAUUGUCCUGUAUGCAGAGCCCCAAUAGCACAAAAAAAUGCUGCCUACAUAGCCUAACGAGACUUUUUCGCAACAUCAGCGAUUUGUAACACCGGCUGGUUACGUCACAUUUUUACGGCAGAGUCGUAACGAUACUUCGUAGGCUAAUGGAAAGGAAAUUUUAUUUUAUGCCGAUGUGAACUUCGAGGGAACAAAUUUUGACGCUACACCGUCGGUUUGUUGGAAGAUAAAUUCGUAGGCAACCCUCAUUUCUGUGGGGACGACUCAUGGGCUGGAAAAACAAUGUGCUGUUACAAAUAUAAAGUUUAUUAUCUCGAGAUGCUGUUCACAUUGUAAAUUUUUCUUUCAGUACUGUACAUAACAGUAAAUCGAUCAAUUUGUAAUUACAUUAUUAGAUCUAUAUUUACAAUCAAA